UGGCACAUGGCCCGCUACCAUUGGCUGUGGCGCGGACUCCGCCCCCUGGACUGCAGAGCCGGCGGAGGGCGCACGUCUUACGCAGCCGGCGGUAGCAGCGGCGUUGAGGAGCCUGGGCUUGUGGCGUUCGCGGGCUGGGUCCCCAGCCUGGGAAAAGAUGGCCCCACGGGCCCCGAGGGGCCUAGCCCCAGCUCUGCUCUGGGGCCUGAGCCUCUUCCUUGGCCUCCCAGGACCGGUCUGGGUCCAGCUUUCUCCGCCUCCCAAGUCUUCUUCCCCCACUGAGCCCCAUCCAUGUCACACCUGCCGGGGACUGGUCGACAGUUUCAACAAGGGCCUGGAGAGAACCAUCCGGGAUAACUUUGGAGGUGGAAACACUGCCUGGGAGGAAGAGAAGUUGUCCAAAUACAAAGACAGUGAGACCCGCCUGGUAGAGGUGCUUGAGGGCGUGUGCAGCAAGUCGGACUUCGAGUGCCACCGCCUGCUGGAGCUGAGUGAGGAGCUGGUGGAGAGCUGGUGGUUUCACAAGCAGCAGGAAGCCCCAGACCUCUUCCAGUGGCUCUGCUCAGAUUCCCUGAAGCUCUGCUGCCCCUCAGGCACCUUUGGGCCCUCCUGCCUUCCCUGUCCUGGGGGUGCGGAGCGGCCCUGCGGUGGCUACGGGCAGUGUGAAGGGGAAGGAACUCGAGGGGGCAGCGGGCACUGUGACUGCCAAGCCGGCUAUGGGGGUGAGGCCUGUGGCCAAUGUGGCCUCGGCUACUUUGAGGCGGAGCGCAAUGCCAGCCAUCUGGUAUGUUCGGCUUGUUUUGGCCCCUGUGCCCGCUGCUCAGGACCUGAGGAAUCAAAUUGUUUACAGUGCAAGAAGGGCUGGGCCCUGCAUCACCUCAAGUGUGUAGACAUUGAUGAGUGUGGCACGGAGCGAGCCAGCUGUGGAGCCGACCAGUUCUGCGUGAACACGGAGGGCUCCUAUGAGUGCCGAGACUGUGCCAAGGCCUGCCUGGGCUGCAUGGGGGCAGGGCCUGGCCGCUGUAAGAAGUGUAGCCCUGGCUACCAGCAGGUGGGCUCCAAGUGUCUCGACGUGGAUGAGUGUGAGAUGGCAGUGUGUCCAGGAGAGAACGAGCAAUGCGAGAACACCGAGGGCAGUUACCGCUGUGUCUGUGCCGAGGGCUACAAACAGAUUGAGGGCAUCUGUGUGAAGGAGCAGAUCCCAGAGUCAGCAGGCUUCUUCUCGGAGAUGACAGAGGACGAGCUGGUGGUGCUGCAGCAGAUGUUCUUCGGUGUCAUCAUCUGUGCACUGGCCACGCUGGCCGCCAAGGGUGACUUGGUCUUCACCGCCAUCUUCAUUGGGGCUGUGGCAGCCAUGACCGGCUACUGGUUGUCAGAGCGCAGUGACCGUGUGCUGGAGGGCUUCAUCAAGGGCAGAUAAUCCCUGCCACACCGGCAGCAUCUCCUCCUGCCCAGGCUGACCCCAAGGUCGGGACUCUCCCACCUGGACACUUGAGGCCCUUGCUUUGCUUCUGAGAGUGCGGUAAGCACCCUCUACCCACCUUGUGGAGCAGCCCAGACACCUGGGCCUGGGCAGGUGAGGCCCUUGGGUGAAAAAGUAGCCCUGUAGGUGGGUGCCAUGAGAUCUUGGCCUUGGGGCACUGGUCAGCCUUCACAGUGUCGUGAAUUUUUAAAAAAAGUGUCUCCUCAUUGUGGCUGCUAGUGAGCUUUGGCCCCUACCCAGGAUGGGGGGGGGCGUCCCUUCACAACCCCCUCCUGCCAGCUGCAUGCUGUCAGCUCCUGUUCUGUCCUCACCCCCUUGCCCCUCAGCCACUGAUUUAUUUAUUCAUCUCAGGAAAUAAAGAAAGGUCUUGGAAAAUGGAGAAGCUUGUCUUAC
Molecule: messenger RNA, 1876 nt
Organism: Balaenoptera acutorostrata (minke whale)
Lineage: Eukaryota; Metazoa; Chordata; Mammalia; Artiodactyla; Balaenopteridae
Gene: CRELD1
Product: cysteine rich with EGF like domains 1
Exons: 11
Coding region: 158-1420 (420 amino acids)
Molecular function (GO): calcium ion binding
Source: RefSeq, a predicted model, not a curated record